AUAAACUGUACUCUCUGCUCCUACAAAUACACACUCUUCAUCAUCAUCGCAUUGUAUUGUUGUUCUCUCUUACACACAAAGUUAUGAAGAGGUCUUCAAGUGCUUCUUCUUCCCCUUGCUGCUCUUCUUCUUGCUCUUCUUCUUCGCCUUCUUCGUCUUUUUCUUCUUCUCUCGAGUUUCAGAAUCCGGUUCAAGCGGAAGCGCGAGGAAGAGCGAGUAAUAAGCGAGCCAGAAGGAGUUGUAAUGGUAAUGACGAUGGUAAUAAUGACGAUAAUAAGUUGCAGAAGGCAAAAUCCCGAAGCUCGAGCUCUUCCGCCAUUAAUGGCGGACGAAGAAGCUCUGUUUAUAGAGGAGUCACCAGGCAUCGAUGGACUGGGAGGUUCGAAGCUCAUCUCUGGGAUAAGAGUUGCUGGAACAAUCUCCAGAACAAGAAGGGACGACAAGUUUAUUUGGGGGCUUAUGAUAAUGAAGAAGCUGCUGCUAGAACCUAUGAUCUUGCUGCUCUUAAAUACUGGGGAAGAGAUUCAACAUUGAAUUUCCCGAUAGAAAUAUAUACCAAGGAGCUUGCGGAAAUGGAGAAUGUCACAAAAGAAGAGUACUUAGCUUCAUUGCGACGGCAAAGCAGUGGAUUUUCCAGAGGGGUUUCUAAGUAUCGAGGGGUAGCUAGGCAUCAUCAUAAUGGUCGAUGGGAAGCUCGGAUUGGAAGAGUAUUAGGCAACAAGUAUCUCUACUUGGGAACAUAUAGUACUCAAGAGGAAGCAGCUACAGCAUAUGACUUGGCAGCUAUACAAUACCGAGGCGCAAAUGCAGUGACCAAUUUCGACAUUAGCAGGUAUAUAGAUAAGAUCAACAUCACCAACCUGGACAACAAUGGCGAAGCCCAAGAAGAAGAUCAAACUGUGAUCACAGUACCAUCACCAUUAGAAGAAGAAGAAGUACAUCUCAAUUCAUCCUCUUCCUCAUCCUCCUCCUUGGAGUCAGAAAAUCUGCAGAACCAGAAGCAACCACAAGACCUAGAAAUCGAACCUGAAAAUCCUCAAAUUCAACCUAAUCAGAUCCCUCCACUGAACGAAGAAUCCUCUCCGAUUGCUCCUGUGGACCCCAUUCCGACUACCAAUGAAAAUGAGGAGCUUUCAUGGAUCUUCAUGGACGACGACGGAUUCUCUCAGUUUCAAGUUCCAGAUCUGCCCGACGACGGCGACUUACUGAGCGUGUUCGGUGACGGCGCGAGAAGAUUCGAUGACGACAUCGGAUUUCUGUUCAGGCCGGAUCCAGAGGAAGCCGAUUUCAACCUGGACGCGAUUUUGAGCACCCCAAGCUGCAGAGAUCUGGUGAUGGAGGAUUCUUCGACGAGGAUGGUGGCGGUGCGUGAUGAGGAUUGUGGGCAUGAGAAUUUGCUGUGUUCUGCAAAUUCUGCUUCUUGUUCAUCAAACUCUUCGAUUUCUUCUCGGGAUUAUACUUCAUGAUCGAUGUGACUGAGAUUGUUAGUUCUGGUUUGAUUUGAUGUGUGUUUUGUGAUAGGUGGUUGAUGAAUUGUGCAAGUGUUCAUGGAUUUGCCUUCAUCCAUCCAUAUAUCUUUUUUUUUUUUAGUUUAAAUUUAGUUCAACACAGGUAGACCAAAAAGAAUGAUAAGAACCGUGAAGUUACUUGAAUGCAAUAAGACAGUCAUGUUUAGUUAACAAAUAAGGUUUUCUCUUGUUUGUUUUCCUUUUAUUAAUAUUUGUAGGGAAGUUUGAAUUAUAAAGAUUUGAUGUUGGAGAUCUCAAUUUUAAAAUUA
Messenger RNA from Prosopis cineraria, 1777 nucleotides. Its product is annotated as AP2-like ethylene-responsive transcription factor At1g16060. The record is from RefSeq and is a predicted model, not a curated record. The coding region runs from base 84 to 1466 and encodes 460 amino acids. Gene Ontology annotation, biological process: regulation of DNA-templated transcription. Gene Ontology annotation, molecular function: DNA binding; DNA-binding transcription factor activity. The transcript is spliced from 7 exons. NCBI's taxonomy places the organism in Eukaryota, Viridiplantae, Streptophyta, Magnoliopsida, Fabales, Fabaceae.